This is a messenger RNA of Daktulosphaira vitifoliae (grape phylloxera), 912 nucleotides long. RefSeq lists its product as uncharacterized. Lineage: Eukaryota; Metazoa; Arthropoda; Insecta; Hemiptera; Phylloxeridae. The transcript is spliced from 4 exons. Gene Ontology annotation, molecular function: nucleic acid binding; zinc ion binding. Bases 166 to 720 code for a protein of 184 amino acids. The record is from RefSeq and is a predicted model, not a curated record.
UCACGUUUCUCUUUUUCAUGAUACUUGUUCGUUGUUAAAUUUGUUCUAAGCUUCUUUCUUUCAACCCGGUACUAGCUAGCGUAUUGUACACGUUUUUUAACAUAUUCUUUAUUGAAUUUUAAAAUUAUUUUUCAUUAUAAUUGGUAUUAUUUUUCAUAAUCAGUCAUGAGUGGUGGAGUUUUAUGUUAUCGAUGCAACAAGUCAGGACAUUUUGCUAGAGAUUGUAAUGAAUCUGGAUCAGUGAACAGUGCAACAUUCAGUCGAGGUGGUCGUAACGAUAGAGAUUCUAACUGUUACAAAUGUAAUCGCAGUGGUCAUUUGGCCCGUGAUUGCAAAGAUAAAGAUAGAUGUUACAGGUGUGAUGGUGUUGGUCAUAUUGCUCGUGAUUGUAGUCAAGCAGCUAGUGAACCAUCUUGUUACAAUUGUCGUAGAACUGGUCAUUUAGCUCGUGACUGUACUGAAGAACGUGCAGAACGCUCAGACCGUGGUGGUAGAGAUGGUGGAAAUAGCAACUCUGCUUGUUUUAAUUGUCACAAAAUAGGUCAUUUUUCCAGGGAUUGUUUAGAAAGCAGAAAUGGUGAUGGUAACUAUUCUGCACUGUGCCGUAAUUGUAAUGGUUCUGGUCACAUGGCUCGUGAUUGCCCUGAAGGUAACAAACAAAGUUGUUACAAUUGUGGAGAACUUGGACAUUUAAGUCGUGAAUGUCGUAAACGCAAUUAGCAUUGCAAUGAUCAUUUCUAUACCUUAUUCUAUUUUUUGAAAUUUGUCGCCAGAAAGAAAAACAAGAAUAUAUAAUAUAUAAAUAUAACUUCAGAGAAAUGAUAGUAAAUUAUUUUCCUAUUAAAAAAGAGUUGUUAUCUAUUUGAAAUAGUAACUUAAAUUUUCUUAAUAAAGCAUUGUGUCAUCCAUGUA